Molecule: messenger RNA, 1080 nt
Organism: Ichthyophthirius multifiliis
Lineage: Eukaryota; Ciliophora; Oligohymenophorea; Hymenostomatida
Exons: 1
Source: RefSeq, a predicted model, not a curated record
UAUGGAGUAAGUAUUAAUAUUAUAUAUAAAAAAAAUACGAAAUAUAAAUCGAGCUUAGGUGCUAUAGUUUCGAUUAUAAUAUCUUUUUUUUCUUUAUAUAAGUUAAUAUAAGAAGUUGUUAUUAUAUAAAAUGGAGUAAACCCCUAAGUAGAUUAUUAAGAAAUAAUAGUAGAUUAACCAGGCAGAGUUGAUUUAAAAAAUAAAUUUUGAAGCAGCGUUAGGACUUUAGUAUGGUACGAGUUUCCUUCAUUUCAUUGAUGAAUCAGUUUAUAAAAUUAAAGUUUUUUAAGAUUUGUUAUAGUCUUUUAUAGAUGAAUAAGGAAAUAAAAAAUAAAAAUACGUAACAAAAGAAAUAGAAUUAGAAAAAUGCACUCAAAAUCACUUUUAGAAUGAAAGUACUAGAUAAUAUUUUUUAUAACUUCUUGAAAAACAAGAGCUUUAUUGUUUUAAAAGUAAUCAUAAUUUAUAUAUAUAAGGGGAUAGAGGUUCUGAUAAAAUUAGUUAUUUUAAAAUAUUUGUCUCUAAAUGUAAUUUAAAUAAUUGUUCAGAAUAAAUGCAAUAAACUAUUGCUAAUUCCUUUUUUUCAUUUCAUUACACUGUUGGAAACAUAGAUACUAAUAAUAUAAAUAAACCUCUUUAAUUAAUUACCAAAAGCUUUACUUCACGUUGUUCUUUGAGUAUUCCAAGAAGGUUAAGAGUAACUAUUUAAAAUACUAAAGUUAUUUAAUAAUUUGGAAUUCUUAAUUAAUAAAAAGAGUAUAAAGGAUAUAUGUUUGGUGAAUAGAUCUCUGAAAUUAUAGAUGUGAAUGAAAAUAAAGAUUUUUUUUUUACUGGUUCUUUUUAAUCAAUUGAAAAUAAGGAAAUAGUUUGUAAUAUUAAGUUUAAAAACAUUGUUGAUGCUCUUUCGAAUUUCGGAGGGUUCUUAUAAAGUUUAAUUGCUAUUGGAGCUAUUAUCGUAUUUCCAUUUAGUCGAUUGUAGUACUAAUAAUAACUAAUUAAUGAAACAUUUAAAUUUUAUGAAGAAAAUGAGGAGAAUACUAAAAAAGAAUAAAAAUAUGAAUUAAAAUUAUUAUAAUAAUU